Cynoglossus semilaevis (tongue sole) is the source of this 2946-nucleotide messenger RNA. Its product is annotated as zinc finger protein 513-like. The record is from RefSeq and is a predicted model, not a curated record. The coding region runs from base 343 to 1953 and encodes 536 amino acids. Gene Ontology annotation, molecular function: RNA polymerase II cis-regulatory region sequence-specific DNA binding; DNA-binding transcription activator activity, RNA polymerase II-specific. Gene Ontology annotation, biological process: positive regulation of transcription by RNA polymerase II. Gene Ontology annotation, cellular component: nucleus. The transcript has 7 exons. Lineage: Eukaryota; Metazoa; Chordata; Actinopteri; Pleuronectiformes; Cynoglossidae.
UGCGUAGUGUGGAGAAUUAGAAGACGUCAUAUCCCAGAAUUCUUUGCUGUCGACGUCAGCAGGACCCCGGAUCCGGCGUAGUUCAAAGCAGUAGCUUCGUGUUUGUGUUUAUUUGUUGGGAUUGUGUCGACACCCGCUUUUUGUGUAAAUGUAUGACAGAGACUGUAACUACCGAUGAUGGCACCAGCACUGUCUGCUGUUGCUGCUUCUGUCCACUGGAGGAAGAGGAAGGAAGUAACGAGGAAGAUGACAUGUUGUUAACUGACUAGCCCAGUCCACACCAGUUCAGUCUGUCGGUGUGUGAGUUGGUGUUUGAGGCUGAAAAAAACAGAGGGAGUAAAAAUGCCGCGGAGGAAACAGUCAAACCCGCAGCCAGUAAAAGUAGAUUGUGAGGAUGGCUUGGUGUCCUGUGAACAGAGCUGCCUGGUUUUGGAGAGAGACUUCCUUCUGAGUGGGGAGCUGGAGUUUGGAGACCCAGAGAUCAUAGGUCUGAACGAGGAAGCUGAUGUGACAGUUUUCUCUCUGAGUGCAGAGGACGAUAAUGAUGCUUCAGCUCCAACAGACUCCCCCUACCCAGCUUUCCUUUCUUGUAAAGGAUGUGGUCAACUUUUAGGAGACUCCCCAGUGGGUGCAGGACUAGAUCUGGGUUUGGGUCUAGAGUUAGGGGCAGAGCUGUACUGUCUCACCUGCCUGGAAAAAAUUGAGCUCAAAACUUUUGUGGACUCCUCUCAGGUAAAUAACCCAAACCUGUCAGACGAACCUUUUGGCAGCGACAAGAAAAAAAAGAGCACGGGUAAGGAGGCUGCUGCCACUAGUACCCCAAGUAAACUGUACUCCUGCUCACUCUGCACCUUCACCACCCGUUACUCCAACCACCUGAAACGCCACAUGAAGAUCCACAAUGGCCAGAAGCCAUUCCGCUGCCCUGUCUGCCCCUACGCCUCAGCUCAGCUGGUCAACCUGCAGAGACAUGCCCGCACGCACACCGGGGAGAAGCCAUACAGAUGCCAACAGUGCAGCUAUGCCUGCAGCUCCCUGGGAAACCUGCGGAGGCACCAGCGCAUGCACAUGCAGGAGAAACCGCAGAGACCGGAGAAGCAUAAAAAGAGAGGACAACAGAAAAAAACACAUGCUGAAUCUGAAGAAGUUGUAUCAGACCUGACUUUGAGAAUUUCCCAGGUCUCUGGUUUCUUUCACACGUUGGGAGGCCUUGGCUCUCCCUCUGCCCCGCUUCCUGUCCUCCUCUUCCCGCUCUCCUGUCAAGUGUGUGGACUAACGCUGGAGGAGGUUGACCUGCAGGAGAGCAAGGCUAAUGAAGAGGAAGAAGGCGAGGAGGAGAGAGGACCGGUGUGUCGUCGUUGUCUGUCUGACCUGAUGUCUAAAGAUGAAUCUGGUGCAGCGGUGUCUCAUGGACCUCGUAGUGAUCGAAGAAGAACCCAGAUGUACCAAUGUCCUCACUGUGCCUUCAAGUCCCACUACCCCAAUCACCUGACUCGUCACGCCCUCAUCCACUCUGAGGAGAAACCCCACCACUGCCCUCACUGCCCUUACACCUCCUCACACCUUGACAACCUAAAGCGACACACCCGGGUCCACACGGGUGAGAAACCCUACCAGUGCCCAUCCUGCAGCUACGCCUGUGGGAACCUGGCCAACCUGCGGCGCCAUGAGCGAAUCCAUUCAGGUGCCAAACCAUUUCACUGCGGUGUCUGCAGCUACUCCUGCAACCAGAGCAUGAACCUGAAGAGGCACAUGCUGCGGCACACGGGGGAGAAGCCGUACGCCUGUGCCGAGUGCGACUACACCACGGGACACUGGGACAACUACAAGCGUCAUCAGAGAAAGCACGGGCACAACACGGACAGCUGGGACAAACACAACAACGUCCACAGCGUUGGGUGGAUGCAGGACACUCAGGAUGCUCAGGAGACACAGGAGGACACUGAAUUAUAAUUUUCCUCAGCAAAGUUAACAGGUAAAUAAUCUGUAGAGUCAGUCAGCACAUAAAUGCACAAAGAUGAGACUUCUCUAAUCGAUUAAAGAACUGAAGACUUGAAGAAAUCACCAAAGUCCCCAAAAACGGUGUGAAUGGGGGGAAUGUGUUGGUAAAACUGAUUCUAGAACUGCUGCUAACAGAACUUUGUUCUAUGAAUGGUGUGAAUGAACAUCUUUAUCUUCUACUGCCACACUGGAAGUAAAUGAUUGGUUGAGUUUGAAGCUAGUGUAGAGAAUGUGUGCAUUACAUUUUACUUUAAUAUGCAGCCAAAUCACCAAAGAGACAAGUAACAGAACAGCAGGAUUAAAGUUUAAUUACUACAAGACUCUGCUGCCCUCUGGUGGUGAGGUGAACCCACAGCUGAUCACCACAGCGGCAGUCUGGUGUCCCCAGCGCAUUAUUGAUAGUGUAGUGUAUUUCAAUUGCAUGAGAAAUCUAGAGGUGGAAUAAACCAUUGAUGUUGUGGGGGUUGGGGGGGGGACCCGACCCUCACAGGGGAGCAGUUUUUGUUAGUACCUCAAGCUCUAUUUACCAUGCAUAUUUAAAAGUACAAAUGGCUGAAAAAGGUAAAAGGUUUUUAUUUAGAGUUGGUACAAAUAUUAGUUCCCUUGGAUUAUAAUCUGCCCUAUUAGUUUUAUAAUGUUAUGGAGUGAAGGAACUACAUGAAGAAGUCACAGGUGGAAUGUGCCUUUACUGGUGAACCUGUCAUUGUUACUAAUGAAAGUUAAAAAAAACUCCGCAGUAUUUGGUUCAUAGUAACUGCCAAGUAUGUGUGUAUUUUAAGGAUUCAUUACAAAACUCAGGAAAUUGAAUUGUAAGUGAAAAGUCGUGUUUUGAAAUGAAAAUUAUUCUUAAAUAGAAUGUAGAAUGUUGUUGCUGCCAACUUCCACCUCAGGUUAAGGAUGAACUCAGGAGCUUCAAACGUGACUUCAUAUUUCUAGACCUACAUA